UCCCACGCCCAAUCGAUCGCAAUGCUAACAUUCCAGCUGCAAUUACUUAACAACACGAAAGGACACUUCACUUCACUACAGAACAGAAGAUAAUUUAUUUUUAGCCAAAUGUUAAACCGUUAAAAGAUGCUUUUAUUGUUGCUUUGUAGGCGCCCAUCCAACGUCGCGACGGAUGGAUGCUGCCCAUCAUACUUCAUCAUUGCCGUGCUAUUAGUAAUUAUAUAUUUUAAUUGUUUGUAAAUGGGCUUCUGGCUGUUGUUGCUUUCUGUGUAAAGACUGUCUGUCAUGCAAUAAUUAAAUACACUAAGCCAAAAACGAAUUGGAAUUGAAUAUCUCACAAAUCUAUCGAACAAUCUCCGAACAAGCUCGCUUCCGGUACAAGCUGCAAUUUCCAACCAACGAGAUCCUUAUAAGGCCCUGCCAGCGGGCGUACUUUCAACAGUAAAAUGACGUCCACUGCAGUAAUACUCCACCAGAUGCUGGUUCGGAGCCUAGUCAUGAUGGCCGCCAACCCAAUCCAAGCUGAGGCAAAUCAUACGCUGAAGCUGCAUAGCCUGGAGAAGGUGCACGAAGAUGGCGGCGAUCUGGAGAGCGUUGUGAGCAUAGCCAAGGACGAGGAGAACCUGGUCAGGAUCAGCGGCGAGUUGAAGCAGCACGUUACCAUCGACAACGACUGGCAGAUCCUGUUUCUUAUAUACCGCGCCCAAGACCCCAAAGGGGAGUUCAAGGAGGUCGUAGACCUGCCUCGCAUCGGCGUCUGCGAUGCCAUGAAGAUCUACUACAAAGACUUCCUGUACGAGAAGCUGAAGGAGCACUCAAACGCACCAGAGCCGGACACCUGUCCACUGCCGCCGGAGCACUACCAUCUCAAGGACUAUCCCCUGGACGUGCACUGGCUGAAGAUGCUGAUGGACCCCGGCUACUACCGCGUCGAGAGCCAGCUGCUAAAGGAGGACCACAUCAAGCUGGCCUAUCGGGCAUUCAUCCAAGUCGAGUGAACACACGAGUGUACUUUGCACGCAUUGAAUUUAUUGUGGAAUCAGUAAACUUAUUCGUGGGCCAGCAUCUGUUUCAAGACCUCAUCGUACA
Drosophila obscura is the source of this 1089-nucleotide messenger RNA. RefSeq lists its product as uncharacterized. NCBI's taxonomy places the organism in Eukaryota, Metazoa, Arthropoda, Insecta, Diptera, Drosophilidae. The record is from RefSeq and is a predicted model, not a curated record. The transcript is spliced from 2 exons. Bases 447 to 998 code for a protein of 183 amino acids.